Molecule: messenger RNA, 1909 nt
Organism: Strongylocentrotus purpuratus (purple sea urchin)
Lineage: Eukaryota; Metazoa; Echinodermata; Echinoidea; Camarodonta; Strongylocentrotidae
Product: ubiquitin carboxyl-terminal hydrolase MINDY-3
Exons: 12
Coding region: 242-1582 (446 amino acids)
Biological process (GO): protein K48-linked deubiquitination
Molecular function (GO): calcium ion binding; cysteine-type deubiquitinase activity; K48-linked deubiquitinase activity
Source: RefSeq, a predicted model, not a curated record
CGUACGCUUUUUUGGACGCGCGUUUACAUUACGCUCCAUGAGAGAGAAUGGUCGCCUUAUCGUGUACAAAUUGAAUGGAGUGAUAACACUGACGUUACAAAUUUUCCAAAUGUGAACGCGCAAAACAAUUCUAGGAUAUCCAUUUUGCGUAGUCCCACACAUACACUCGCACGAAAAUGGAGGCUGACUAGGACAAAUUCGUAAAGACAGCUUUUUUAAAAGUAGUUUUGACACAUUUGUGAUGGCCUCGACCAGCCAACAGAAUGAAGAAGAACCAGGGAGUUCAUCUGUCGUUAAUCCAGUCGACGAAGUCCGGGCGAUGACAUGGGGAAGUGAAUUGAAAGAAGACGUUUUCUUGCGAUGGUCGCAAGGCUUUGUAUUCAGUGAUGAUGAACCUAUGGCGCUGCUACAGUAUGAGGGAGGUCCUUGCGCAAUCAUCGCUCCUCUUCAAGCAUUCCUCGUCAAGAACCUUCUCUUCAGCCAGGAGAGCCAAUGUGAAGAGGGCACAGAAAGCUGGAGACAGACCAACGGGGACCAACGUAAGCACCUGCUCCUCUGCGCCAUGCAGGACGUCAUCUCCUCAGUGUCCAGCGGAAGCUACUUCCUGGUCUUACAAGAAGACAAACAGGAACUGACCAUUGAGAAUGUGGCAGGGUCAUCGGAUGGCGAACCCACGCAUGUCACCUUCCACAGGAAUCUCAGAAUACAAACAUAUAAAUCUGAGGAUGAGCUCAGAGGUGCUCUGAUGACGACGUACCACAUGUUUGUUGGUCAUGGAGGAGUCCUUCUCUUCCUGUACUCAGUAUUACUAACAAAGGGUCUAGCUGUUAUACAGGAAGAGAUGGAGGAUCCUAGUGAGCCCCUAAUAGAUGGCAUUUAUGGGCAUGGAAACCAAUGCUUGAUAAACCUGAUGGUGACUGGUCGGGCUGUUUCAAAUGUCUUUGAUCACGAGAAAGAUGUAGCUGGUCUACAAAUGAAAGGUAUCUCUAAACAGUCAUUGAUUGGGUUCCUGACAAUCCUAGAGAAUCUCAAGUAUUGUGAAGUUGGAACGUUGUUAAAGAACCCUAACUACCCUAUCUGGUUGCUUGCCAGUGAAACUCACCUCACAGUAUUCUUCUCCAGAGAGUUAGCGCUGGUCGCUACAGAAACCAAAUGGGAGGAAGCGAGAAGAGUGUUCAGUGAGUACGAUACAGAAGGUAGCGGCUUCAUCCAGUGUGCCAUGCUGCAAAAUGUCCUGGAGGCACUUGAGCUAGUAGCUGUGCCUGAAUAUGUUGAGUUCAUGACACAGCGUCUAGACCCUGAGAAGUGUGGGAUCGUCCUUCAGAACAUGUUCAUGGCAGAGUUCUUUCCUGACGAGCCUGAUAGGUUACUGCCAGAGUACUUCACAGUGUAUCAUUACAAUGGAAUAAGCAGAUCCAAUCCCAAUUCAAAGGUAAUGUUCCUUAAAGGAAGAGGCUCCGCCCCCAACCCCGGUGAGCUGGAGGUCCUGACAGAAGCCACGCCCCUUAAAUCUUGCCUGCGGACAAAAUGGCCAACGUUCGAGGCCGACUGGGAGAACAAUGUGAAACCCUCCAUAAAUUGAUGCUACGCAUAGUUUUGCAAACUCUUGUACAUAAUGCAUGUACAUAUGGACUCCAUUUUUUGACAUGUACAGUCUUUUACAAGGCAUGUAGAUACUACAUGUACAUGUAUAAGAAAAGCCACCAACUACACAGUCUCAUAAGAUAUCGAUUGUCUGUGGCAAUCUUGGAGAGUGAAGGAAGUUGGAUUAUCCAGAAUGUGAUGGAUAUGCUUGAACAAUUUGUUUCCUGUGAAUUUACAAGGCUAUGUAAUUCCGAUCAAGGAUGUCCAUUAUCCAUUAACCCUCUUGAGAUAUGUCUUUGUGACUCAAAGCCAGGUGGAACUGUUU